Nylanderia fulva is the source of this 837-nucleotide messenger RNA. NCBI's taxonomy places the organism in Eukaryota, Metazoa, Arthropoda, Insecta, Hymenoptera, Formicidae. The record is from RefSeq and is a predicted model, not a curated record.
UCUAAUCGAAAAAAGUUUUACAUAUAGUUUUACAUUUUACAUCUUUUUUGAAAGAGGCAAGUAAUUUAUGCGGUAAGGGAAGGGUAUAAUAAAUUUCCGGCAGUAAAUUUCGUCAACGUAAAUGACCAAUGUGUUGACGUGAUGUCUAUAAAAAUCAUAUUAACCGAAUAUAAUCGAGCGUAACUGGAUUUAAUCGAAGCUUAUAAAGUACCCCUUCCCCGAAAAUAUCAAACCACACUCUUCGCCUUUGACACAAUUGUAAGCUAUUGUGUUGUCUAUAUAUUCAAAUGCCAAUUAAAAUGAUUGAGUGUGCAUUAGUCAAUAAUUGUUGUUCAGUUAAGAUUCUCGUGAAGGAGAAUCCAGUAAAAAUAUCUGCAAUAGAAAAAAGUUAUCAUGUUCGGAACGUUAAAAAUAUUAUGUAUUUUAUUAAAAGUGUUAAUGCUAACGAGAACGGCCCUUGCGGUAUCUUUAGAGAAUGAAGAUAUUCAUAUAGUACAGAAUACACCAUCUUUCGAGUUCUACACAAUUAAUAAUUACCUGUUACGAGUCCAGAAGUUAUAUAUGCAGGAAUAUUUUAACAACAUAACUGAAAAAAAUGUAGUUGUUCUCAAGGAAGAUAGCACACUAUAUCCAGGAUGCAUCCCAAAUGAAUCAUUUCCUCUUCGGACAUUCGUAGAAUUCAAUAAUAGACUAACUAAGAAAAACAUUAGUGUGACACUAAGAUCGGACGAAUUUAAAAAUCAAUAUAUCAUACUACAUAUGAAUUAUGUUCAGUAUUGGAGCGAGGAUCUGAAAUCGAACGAUUCAAAUAAAUAUCAUAAAUACGCAGAUACAUAA